GCGUUUCAUGAGAUCCCAAUCCAGGUGCUCAAGUUUCUGCACAAAGUGCUGCCGGCACCACGUUCCAGUCUGCUGCAAGGACUGUUUGCCUUGUGCACACACAGCCUGCUUAAUAAAUUACUCCCAUAACCAGGGGUUUGCCGAGGAGGAUGGAAUUUGAACUCUUGGGACCAACUGUGAAGUGAAAAAGUAGAAACUGGGCAGCCUGGGCUGAGAUGGAUGAUGAGGGAGCAAACCAAAACACCARCAAGUUGCAAGGAGCCGGAUGCCAGCCAUCUGCAACUUCUCUAUCAAACCCACUGAUGAGGGACUUUGUCUCAGACUGGUCUCCUUUACAUGAUGCCUCUGUCCAUGGGCGUCUGCUUACCCUGAAGAAGCUCAUCAACCAGGGGAGCAAUGUCAAUCUGCUUACAGCAGACCAGGUGUCUCCUCUUCAUGAAGCCUGCCUAGGGGGCCAUGCUGCUUGUGCCAGUGUCUUAUUAAAACAUGGUGCUCAGGUGAAUGGUGUUACUGUUGACUGGCACACUCCUUUGUUCAGUGCCUGUGUCAGUGGCAGUGUGGCUUGCUUGAAUUUACUGCUGCAGCAUGGAGCCAGUCUGCAUCCACCCUGUGACUUAGCAUCCCCCAUCCAUGAAGCUGCUAAGCGAGGUCAUGUGCAAUGUGUUGAAUUCCUUGCAUCCCAUGGAGUAAAUAUAGAUGAGAACAUCAAACAUCUGGGUACUCCGCUUUAUGUAGCUUGUGAAAACCAGCAAAUAAGCUGUGCCAAGAAGUUACUUGAGUCAGGAGCAAAUGUGAACAGUGGCAAGGGCCUGGACUCCCCACUGCACGCAGCUGCCAGGAGCUGCAGCCCCGAGCUCGUGAGCCUGCUCAUCGACUACGGAGCGGACAUCUGGGCAAAGAACGCCGACAGCAAAAGGCCAAUGGAGCUGGUUCCUCCAAGCCAUCCACUAAGUCGACUCUUUCUGCAGAAAGAAGGGCCGCUCUCCCUGAUGCAGCUGUGCCGCCUGUGCAUCCGGAGGUGCUUUGGACACCGACAGCAUCAAAAAAUAGCUGGACUUCUCCUCCCGGAUGAACUGAAACAUUUCCUUCUCCACAUUUAAGCCUUCAGUAACUGAAAUUGUGCCUUUAAUGACACCGCAAGGUUUCUUAAGGAAAGACACAUUAGUAGUGUUACCAGUGCCCAAAGUGGUGCUUCCUGAUAGUUGAUAGUUUCUCAUAGAGCACCAGGUCCAAGACACGUGGGAAUAGCCAUCCUGCUAGGCUCUCACUAUCCUCUCCUCAAAAUCCAUAAUUUUGAAAGAAACAGUUCUGGUUGGUUUGAGAAGGUGUCUCUGAAGCCUCCUAGAAAGCAUAAAAAUUGUGCAUAUCUUCUCCAAAGAGUUCUCUUUGUUGUCUGGAUUCCAGCAGUUUCAGAGUACUUGGGGCUGAUGGUGCCUUGCAAAGAAAAUGCAUGUCCCAAGCCAAUACAAGCAGCUCUGCACAGAUAUUUUCUCAAAAGAUAGCUGCACUUUGUCURUAAGCAGCAACCCUGUGUCAUCUGUAGUAGCUUUAGCAUAGCACCA
Molecule: messenger RNA, 1562 nt
Organism: Nothoprocta perdicaria
Lineage: Eukaryota; Metazoa; Chordata; Aves; Tinamiformes; Tinamidae
Gene: ASB9
Product: ankyrin repeat and SOCS box containing 9
Exons: 7
Coding region: 216-1100 (294 amino acids)
Biological process (GO): intracellular signal transduction; protein ubiquitination; positive regulation of protein catabolic process
Molecular function (GO): protein binding
Source: RefSeq, a predicted model, not a curated record